Molecule: messenger RNA, 769 nt
Organism: Panicum virgatum (switchgrass)
Lineage: Eukaryota; Viridiplantae; Streptophyta; Magnoliopsida; Poales; Poaceae
Exons: 1
Coding region: 109-498 (129 amino acids)
Source: RefSeq, a predicted model, not a curated record
CAUCACAUUGGUGAUUCGGCCAGCAUUGGCGACACCACCGUCAUAGCAGUAACAACACUAUAGCCGGCUAGCAGUCAAGUUUCCUGAGCUCCACCGGCGCCGGCAAGGAUGGAGGAUCACUUCGACUCCGACCAGAAGGUCUCCAAGGGCGACGACGAGGGGGCGGCGGUGAAGCCGACGAGGAGCUUCCGCUACGAGGACUACAGCACCAGGCGGGUCUUCCUGCGGAGCUACCCGCUCCAGUGGGACUGGUCGCCCGUGCCGGACGACGACGAGAAGCACGGCCUGGGCGGCGGCGGCGGCAGGGGGUGCAAGAGGCUGCAGCUAGUGGAGGUCGUGGUGGAGUGGGGCGAGGACAAGCUCCUGCUGCUCCGGAGGGCCAAGAAGCGCCUGGCGCUCUACCUGCUCGGCUGCCACUACCGCCGCCGCCCGGCGCUGCCGUUCAGGUCCGGCGGUGGCUCGGGCUCCUGCACCGCCACCAUGCUCACGUCGAGGUGAUCGAUGCCAUGACUCGCUAGCUCGUGCGUGCCCAGCAUGCCGCGGUCGAUCGAUCGAUUCAUCAACGUAUGUUCUUGGCAGUAUUUGCUUUGCUUUGCCCUCUCAAUCUAUAGAAAUAGGAAUAUAUAGAAUCAUGUGCUGGAGGCUGUGGUCGCACGUUCAUGUACAUUUUUCAGUGAAAGUUGUUAAGAGACAUUGCAGAAAGUUAUAGAUCCCAGGGUAUUCUGGGAAGGAUUAAUUGGUAGCUACAAAGAUAGCACUAUCGUUUCAA